Peronospora matthiolae is the source of this 1083-nucleotide messenger RNA. The record is from the annotation of a GenBank genome assembly. NCBI's taxonomy places the organism in Eukaryota, Oomycota, Peronosporomycetes, Peronosporales, Peronosporaceae.
AUGGUCGCCUCUAUCGGGUUCGUUGCCGCCCUCUUUGGUGCCUCAGCAGCAAUCGCCGCUGCAGGUGACGAAUACUUUGAGGGUGACGGGACGAGCUAUACGCUCGGUCAAGUCAGCAGUGGCAAUUGCAACUUCAUGUCAGCGCUUCCCACAGCUUCGACCAACUACGUGGCGCUGAACCAGGAGCAAUGGAACUCUCUUGGCAAUUGUGGACGGUGCAUCGAGGUCUCGUGUAUUGACGACCGAUGCACGGCAAAGAACAAGACGGCCAUUGUCCAGGUGCUCGACCGGUGUCCCGAGUGCAAACACGGUGCACUGGACUUGUCCCCGACCGUGUACAAAGAGAUCACGGGGUUGGACCCCCAUCGCCUCACCGUGCGAUGGCGCUUCGUCGACUGUCCGAACCCAGCCAGUGUGCAAGUGUGUCUCAAAGAGGGCAGCAAUGCCAAUUGGAUGGCCGUCCAGCCCACGAACGGCCUCGUUGGGGUGAAGAGCGUCACAGUCAAUGGUGGCGUUACGACUAUGCUCGAUGGUGCGUACUACUACGUCUCCACGACACCGAAUACCGACCUCUCGGCGGUCAAAGUCGCCAUCACUUCGGUCAAUGGCGACGUCAUCUCGGAUACCUACUCCCUCACCGCAGGCAAGUGUACGAGUACGAACCAACAGUUUGGCAGCGGCAACACGUUACAGACGACGUCUGCCCCAUCACCUCCGUCUCCGACGCCAUUAGAGACUGGAAGCACUGGGUCUAGUACCGACGGUACUGGGUCCGACUCUGAUGUUGGUCAAAGUGCACCACUUGACAAUGCACUACAGCACGACGGGAGCUCUCUCUCGGAUGAUGCAAAAGACACGUCGUCGGAUCCCCCAGCAGCUCCGACGGCAACGUCUAUAACUCCUGCUCCUACCGUGCCGGACAUUCCGGAGACCACGGAGACACCAUCUGAGGUUGUUGCUCCCGACGCUACCGAGGCGACGAAAGUUGGCGUCGAUGUCCCGCCCGAGUUGGUAACGGAGGUACCGACUCCACUCGGUGGGAAAGCCAAGUGUCAAGUGCGAAGUCGUCGUCGUCGCAAUUAA